AUGGCCGAACCCGUAGGCACCACGUUGGGCGCCCUUGGCAUCCUCGGGCUACUGAGCGUCUCGCUGGAUUGCUUCAAUUUCAUUCAGGAUGGCAUGUCCCUCGGCAAGGACUUUGCGCAUAUUGAUGGUCAGCUGAGCACCCUGCGGAUCCGCCUGUAUGCCUGGGCCAAGGCCUGUGGCUUCCUGCGUGGCCAAGGGUACGACAAACGACUGGAUAGUCCGGAAUGGCAGGCACACAUCCGGACACAGCUGAGCAGCAUCUCCUUGCUGUUUCUGGACGCGGGCAAGAUAGUGAACAAGUAUCAUGUCGGGCAGACGUACGAGUGGCGGACAACCAACCAGCACUUUGUCGACCAGGGCCUGCGAGACUACCUGGCCCGCGUGGCCAUGACCAAGACGAAGGCGGGUUUGGCGGGCCAAUUUCAGUGGGCUUUGGUCUACAGAAGGCGCAUGACGGAGCUGGUCCAGCGGCUGCGGGAAUGUAUCGAGGCUCUGGAGCUCGUCUCCCGGUAUCCGGAUCUCUUUGAGACACGAGACUUGAUGGUCCGGCAGGAGGUAGGGAUGUUGGACGACGUGCGAAGCCUCCGAAACAUGAUUACGGCGGAAUCAGGCGCGGGCGUUGUGUCGGACGCUGCGAGUGAACGACUCUCUCAGCUUGAGCGCAGUAUACCUUCAACCAACCGUGCCUCGUCGUCAAACUGCGCCUCACCACCAGACUCCGAGUCGUCAUCGGAUGGCGAAUCAUCAAGCAAUGGAUUUCCGGCCACACGCGAAGAUGUAAACGUUGUCGGAGUGACUUUAGCGCCGUUCUCUGAGACCGUCAACGAGGUCACAAGGGCCAGAACACGCUCAGGGGCGACCAGGAAGGUGGUGACUGUACCCACACUCCCUGAAGCUGUGAGAAAGGCGCACGUGAAAUUGGCGAAGAAGCGUCGCUCUCCUCGUCAGACAUGGAACCAGCUGGACCCGGUGUCCAAGCAAGUGCUGCAGCAGACUGUCGCGGAUACAGUCCUCGGGAAUUGGGACUGGCCUGCCAAGGACAACUGGCCUGCCGAGAACAUGCCGCAAGGUCCGUUUAGCUCGUUGAAAUACCUGUUGUCCUCAAGGAGUGGGACGUUUGACCGUCACGGUAUUAUGAGCCGAUUUGAACAGGAUCUGCCGGGUGAAGAUCCAGAUGUGCUCUUCCAAGGGACACUAGCCGAGAUGGACAUACCCACUGAGGAUGAGCUGUGGGCGUCGAUGCAGCCGCUAUUUCACACUCUCGUUCAAGCGCAGCAGUGGCCUCAGGACGGUGUAGACAUGUUGAGAUGUCAGGUGGCGGAGCUCCAGGCCCCGUUCAAGAUUCGGCAGCACUGUUGCUUGUUGCUGCAAGAACUAGCAAAGGGGGAUCUUCGUCAAAGUCCUUGGGGCCAGUUUGUACAGCACGACGAGUACGUAUCAUUCCGACCAAGAGACAAGGAGACUGGCCAUGUCUUGGCCAUGGGCUGGCUGCAGGCGUUCGCGACGUCCACCAUGCAGCUGGAGCUCAUGAGCCCGACGCAGCCUAGUGAUGGCUCGUCGGCGCUGUCGGACGCACAACGGCUGUACUUGAAGGACUUGGAUACGGCCGAGGUGGAAAGGCUGGUCACCUGCUUCGUGGACGUAUACGCAAGCGUGAUGAUGACGGUGAAGCUGAAAACCUGGGCCACCGACUUAAAGAAGCUGCUGCUCCCAGAAUGGGCAUGUGAAGAGAAACGCGCCCCAGAGCAGCAAGUGAGGGUCAUGGCGGAGCUGAGCCUGGGUCGAUCCCCAGAUGCUUUCGUGCCCCGGCUCGACGGGAGCGACUGGGGCACGAGGCUGGCGCCGAUGCUGCGGUCGGAUCUAACCUGGCUUUCCGAGAACCCGCAGUGGCUCACUAGCUUCCGGGGCCACUUUGGAAAGCAAAUGUGUCUGGUGCGUCUCGCGGGGGAGCUCCGACGCUGGCGGGACGGACGGCCCGCCUUUGUGUCGUUGAGGCCGUUGCGACUCGCGGUCAAGGGCUCCUGCAGCUUCCGGAUCUCGUUCGAGGGGCCUCCCCAAAGCCCUUACCAGUCAGGUAUAUUUCACCUCCUUUGCGACUACCCCCUGGACUAUCCAGCGGCGCCACCGAAAAUCCGCUUCCUCACACGGGUCUAUCACCCCAACAUCAGUCCGGACGGACAAGUAUGCAUCGACAUUCUGAGCGGCAAUUGGUCACCAGCGUUGAUUAGCGAGGCUGUCGUCAUUUCCAUCUUGUCCUUGCUCUCCGACCCCGAAACCGUCGAUCCACUCGUCCCCGAGAUUGCGGCCACGUUCCUCCAGGAUCGACCGUUGUAUGAGCGCAACGCGAGGCUAUACACGAUGAAACAUGCUGGCGUGGACCAGGAGUAUGCAGAUUACCAAGUUGUGCCCUUCCAUAUGCUGCACGAGAAUGCCAAUGCAGCAGAGUCAAUGGCAUGA
Molecule: messenger RNA, 2457 nt
Organism: Emericellopsis cladophorae
Lineage: Eukaryota; Fungi; Ascomycota; Sordariomycetes; Hypocreales; Bionectriaceae
Exons: 1
Coding region: 1-2457 (818 amino acids)
Biological process (GO): protein polyubiquitination
Cellular component (GO): nucleus
Molecular function (GO): ubiquitin conjugating enzyme activity
Source: RefSeq, a predicted model, not a curated record